Molecule: messenger RNA, 8017 nt
Organism: Diospyros lotus (date-plum)
Lineage: Eukaryota; Viridiplantae; Streptophyta; Magnoliopsida; Ericales; Ebenaceae
Product: MAG2-interacting protein 2
Exons: 12
Coding region: 569-7798 (2409 amino acids)
Biological process (GO): retrograde vesicle-mediated transport, Golgi to endoplasmic reticulum
Cellular component (GO): endoplasmic reticulum membrane; Dsl1/NZR complex
Molecular function (GO): SNARE binding
Source: RefSeq, a predicted model, not a curated record
GUGACCAAACGCCAUUUUCUUCUCCACCGGCAAACACGAAAACACGCCAUUUUCAGUUACAUUGCAUUUACACCUUUUCGGCUCAUUUUAUUAACUUGGGAUUGCCAUAGCUACUCGGAUAGUUUUCUUCCCAAUCUCCGUUUUGUUCUGAUCACCAGUUGCUCUAUCAUUUCUGAUUUCUGGUUUCCCGAAACCAGAUCCCCGUCUCUGAUCACUGUUCAUCGUCGAACUCGUCAACGCCGUCGCCGACUUGCAGAGAUUUGUUUCCCGACGAGAAGGCUGCCGAUCAGAGCUCGCGUCCGCCGUUGCAGCAGAGAAGGAAAACGCAACAAAGUCGGAGACACGAACAUGACUGUUGAUGCGGCAAGGGUUUAGCAGCUUGAAAAUCGAACCGCUUCGGACCUGGGAAGUGGGAACGUACCGGCCCAAUUCGGUUUAAUCUUUGCGUAGCCGGUUCAAGUUUACCGAACCGGUUGCGAGUUCAUCUCUCGCUCUAGUGUCUUCGCAAUGAAUUUUGUGCAUUUCGUCUAGGGUUUGAGAUCUUGGGAAAUUGGGAAAAGAUACCGACAUGGAAGAAGGCGUUCGAGAAGUUCUCUACGAGACACGUUUUCACGCUUCCAGGCCUUACACUCCCAAUUACCCUCCCCAACAACGUCGACAGGAAAACAAAGGCGUCAAAGGGAGCCUUCUUUCGUUGCUUUCAACUCGAGGUGUUAGUCAACUUAAAGAAAAAUUGAGUGGAAUCCGGCGUCCUAAAAAGUUGCGGAGAUGGAUAUCUUUGUUUAUAUCUCCAAUGGGGAAACAUGUGGCUGUGGCAGUUGGAAAUCAAAUAACAAUCUUGCAGAAGGAUGAUGAUUACCAGGAGCCAUGCGGCAUUUUCACUAGUAGCAGCACUGGCACUUUUACUUCCGGAAUUUGGUCAGAAUCCCAUGAUGUUCUUGGACUUGUUGAUGAUACUGAUAUACUUUAUUUUAUAAAAGCCAAUGGCGAAGAGAUAACCAGGAUUAAAGAACAAGCUUCCUUACGAAUAAUAAGCUUAAUUGUGCACAAUGAUUCUGAUACGAAAAAAUCUUGCUUGUGUAAAUUCGUUGUUAUCACGUCAGGUGGUUGCCUUCAUGAAAUUGAGGUCAGUCGGGAUCCAAGUGCCUCCAUUUUAUCUGCACGCAAUGGCUCAAGAGUGAAGGAGUUUCCUGAGAAUGUUUUCUGCUUAAAUUACCAUCCAGAACUUUCUUUGCUUGCUGUAGUUGGUGGCGCUGUUAGUAUCCCGUUGGCCUCUAGUGGUAGUGCUGGGACUUGCAGUCUUUCUCUUUGGCAAAGAAAUAGGAACCUAGAAUGGAAGUCUCUGGUUUCUACUCAGUUUGAAAGUUUAUUCUCCAAGACAAAAGAUUUUGUAGGUAGAUUAACAUAUCCGAAGGUUUCAAUCUCACCAAAGGGUAAGUUUGUUGCUGUUCUAGAUUUGAGAGGACAUUUGACCAUUUUUAACCUGGAUACCGAACAGUCUUCUCUCUCAAAGCUUUAUUAUGGGGAGAACUAUGAUUCACAAGAGGCUGAUGAGUUGUCAACUAGGGACAGGGAAUCUAUGAAUGAUAUACUGGAUUUUGCUUGGUGGUCUGAGUAUAUUCUUGUUCUUGCAAAAAGUAGUGGCAUUGUAACCAUGAUUCACAUCCAUACUGGUGUUAAGCUAUUGGAGAAAGAUCCUUUAUACUCUAUGCCUAUUUUGGAACAUACACAGCAGUUCCCAGGACAUCUUUUCCUUUUAGAAACUACAUCAUCUGAGGACAACCAAAAUUCAUCCAAUAGGAACGGGGUAAGUGACCAGCAACAUUUGGAUUUGGUUAAUGAAGAUAACUACAGUCAAGUUGACGUUGCUAAACUGCAAUGGAGGUUAUUGUCAUUCUCAAAUAGAUCUGUGUCUGAGAUGUUCAAUAUAUUACUUGGAAAUCAAAAUUAUCAGACUGCACUGGAUUUUGCUACUAGUCACGGAUUAGAUAAAGAUGAAGUGCUAAAGUCACAGUGGUUGCAUUCUGUCCAAGGAGUAAAUGAAAUAAAUAUGUUUCUUGCAGUAAUCAAGGAUCGAGUUUUUGUACUUUCAGAAUGUGUGGUUGGAGUUGGACCAACAGAAGAUGCUGUGAGGGCUUUAAUUGCACUUGGACUUCACCUCACAGACCAGUAUAGAUUCUCUGAAACAGGGACCAAUGAGAAUACCCAAAUUUGGAAUUUUCGCUUGGCAAGGCUUAAAUUGCUUCAAUUCAGAGACAAGCUGGAGACAUUUCUCGGAAUAAAUAUGGGCAGGUUCUCUGUGCAGGAGUACAGCAAAUUUCGCUGUAUGCCUAUAAAUGAAGCAGCUGCAAAACUUGCAGAAAGUGGGAAAAUUGGGGCCUUGAAUCUUCUUUUCAAGCGUCAUCCUUUUUCAUUGACUCCUUUUAUGUUGGAAAUUUUAGCUGCUAUCCCUGAAACAGUUCCAGUUCAAACUUAUAGACAGCUUCUUCCUGGGAGUUCUCCACCAUUAAGUGUUACUCUGAGAGAAAAAGAUUGGGUUGAAUGUCAAGAGAUGGUAGCAUUUAUUAAUAAGCUCCCUGAGAGCCAUGAAACUGGUAUUCAGCUCAGAACUGAACCCAUUAUGAAGCAAUGCGUUGGUUUUUCAUGGCCAUCCACUGAUGAGCUCUCCAUAUGGUACAAAAACAGAGCUAGAGAUAUGGAUAGCUUAAGUGGGCAGCUGGACAACUGCCUUUCUUUGAUUGAUUUUGCUUGUCAUAAAGGUAUUCACGAGCUGCAGCAAUUCCUCAAUGAUAUUUCUUACUUGCACCAGCUCAUUUAUUCUGAUGGCAGUGGUAAUGAGGCAAGUUUUCACAUGAGCCUCAUCACAUGGGAACAGUUGUCUGACUAUGAAAAGUUCAAAAUGAUGCUUCACGGGGUCAAAGAGGAAAAUGUGGUUGAGAGAUUACAUGAGAAGGCAAUUCCUUUUAUGAAAAAUAGGUUGGAUAUUAUGAUGUUGAAUUCUAGAGUUGUAGUGAUGGAUGAUCAUUCCACUACAGAAAAGAAGGUUGACUCGUUUCUGGUUAGAUGGCUGAAGGAAAUUGCUUCAGAGAACAAAUUGGACAUUUGUUUGAAGGUAAUUGAAGAAGGGUGUCUGGACUUUCAAAACAAUAGCAUUUUCAGGAACAAGGCUGAAGCAGUAGAUUGUGCCCUUCAGUGCAUAUAUUUAUGCACUAAUACAGAUAGAUGGAGCACCAUGACCUCAAUUUUGUUAAAACUUCCAGAAAUGCAAGAUUCUGAAGAAUGUGUCGAGGAACUCAUAACCAGAACUAAACUUGCAGAGGGCCAUAUUGAAGCAGGAAGGCUUUUGUCUGUUUACCAGGUCCCGAAGCCAAUUAAUUUUUUCUUGGAGGCACAUUGUGAUGGAAAAGGUGUAAAACAGAUACUUCGCCUCAUCCUUUCCAAAUUUGUCCGUCGGCAACCCAGCCAUUCUGAUAAUGAUUGGGCAAAUAUGUGGCAUGAUUUGCAGAGUUUACGUGAAAAGGCUUUUCCCUUUCUUGACCAAGAGUAUAUGUUGAUGGAGUUCUGCAGAGGUCUGCUUAAAGCUGGGAAAUUUUCACUUACUAGGAACUAUUUAAGAGGUACCACUGUUGUUCCACUGGCAACAGAAAAAGCAGAAAAUCUCGUUAUUCAAGCUGCAAGAGAAUAUUUUUUCUCAGCUUCAAGUCUGUCUUGCUCAGAAAUCUGGAAAGCUAAGGAAUGUCUAAACCUCUUUCCAAGUAGCCGAAACGUCAGGGCAGAGGCUGACAUCAUUGAUGCACUUACUGUCAAGCUCCCGAGUCUUGGUGUGAUCCUUUUACCUGUGCAAUUUAAGCAAAUAAAAGAUCCAAUGGAAAUCAUUAAAUUAGCAAUAACAAGUCAAGUUGGAGCUUACCUAAAUGUUGAUGAACUUAUUGAGAUUGCCAAACUCCUCGGGUUGAGCUCUCAAGAUGACAUAUCAGCUGUCCAAGAAGCCAUUGCAAGAGAAGCAGCUGUUGCUGGAGAUCUGCAACUGGCUUUUGAUCUCUGCCUUGUUUUGGUUAAGAAGGGUCAUGGUUCCAUCUGGGACUUGUGUGCUGCAGUGGCAAGAGGCCCUGACCUUGAAAACAUGGAUACAAGUUCUCGAAAACAGCUUCUAGGUUUUGCUUUGAGCUAUUGUGAUGAGGAAUCAAUUGGUGAAUUACUGCACGCUUGGAAAGAUCUAGACAUGCAAGGCCAAUGUGAGACAUUAAUGAUGUUUUCAGGAACAGAGCCUCCUAAAUUCUCAGUUCACAGUUCUCCAAUUGUCAGUUCCUCCAGACAGGUUGACGGAAUCAAUUUUGAUGAUCAACAAGCAUAUAUAAAAAAUACUAAAACUACACUUUCAGUUGUUGCUAAAGAGUUAUCAAAUGAUAAUGGCUCUGAUUGGGAAACUGUCCUUGAAGAAAAUGGUAAGAUUUUGUCCUUUGCGAUAUUGCAACUUCCAUGGUUGCUUGAACUGUGUCACAAAGAAGAACAUGGUAAGAAAUUGAUUGGUGGAUCAGUUUUGAUAAACAAAUAUGUUAGCGUCAGAACACAAGCAGUACUGACUAUUCUAUCCUGGUUGGCAAGGAAUGGUUUUGCUCCUAGAGAUGAUCUGAUUGCAUCUCUUGCAAAGUCAAUAAUGGAACCACCUGUUACUGACGAGGAAGAUAUCAUAGGUUCCUCAUUUCUAUUGAAUCUUAUGGAUGCCUUUCACGGUGUGGAAAUAAUAGAAGAACAGGUGAGAACAAGGCAGGCAUAUAAUGAGGUGUGUAGUAUUAUGACUGUUGGGAUGAUAUAUGGUUUAUUACACAAUUCUGCAGUGCAGUGUGAGGGUCCUAAUCAAAGGAGGACACUGCUGCUGAGGAAGUUUCAAGAGAAGCACACACCACUCAGUUCAGAUGAGCUAGAGAAUAUUGAUAGAGCACAGUCCUCAUUUUGGAGAAACUGGAAACUGAAAUUAGAAGAGCAAAAACGCAUAGCUGAUCAUUCCAGAGUGUUGGAGCAAAUAAUUCCUGGAGUGGAAACUACACGCUUCUUGUCUGGGGACAUUAACUACAUUGAGAGUGUUGUUUUUGCCUUCGUUGAAUCUGUGAAGUUCGAGAAGAAGCAUAUUUUGAAGGAUGUAUUGAAGUUAGCUCAUACCUAUGGGUUGAAUCGCAAGAAGGUCCUAUUAGCGUAUCUCAAUUCUGUUCUUACUUCUGAAGUUUGGCCCCUUGAUGACAUCACAGCUGAAAUUUCAGAAUUUAGAAAUGAAAUAUUUGCUUGUGCUGUGGAAGCAAUCAAAAUCAUUUCGUCAUAUGUCUACCCUGCAAUUGAUGGACGUGACAAGCAGCGCCUUGCUUUCAUAUAUGGAUUGCUUUCUGACUGCUACUUGCAGCUGGAAGUAACAAAUGAAUUAGUACCUGCACUUCACCCUGAUCCUGCAUGUGCAACUGUUGGAAUUGCUGGUUUUUACAAGGUUAUUGAGCAAGAAUGCAGUAGGGUGUCUUUUAUUGAGAGCCUGAACUUCAAAAACAUUGCUGGAUUAGAUGGCUUAAACUCUAAGUACUUCAGCAGUGAAAUUUAUGUUCAUGUUGUUGAAAAUAGCGUGGAAGCACUGGCAACAAUGGUCAAGAACCUUAUCAGCAUUUACAAAGAUCCAAUGUCUGAGGGUCUCAUAUCAUGGCAGGAUGUCUACAGACACCAUGUACUUUGCUUGUUGGAAUCUCUGGAGGCAAGAGCUAAAACACAGGUUGAGCCUGAAAGCCUUAACAGCAUAAUAAGUGGGCUUGAGCAAAUCUACGAUGUUAGCAGAAAGUACAUCAGAGUCCUGGCAUAUCAAGAUACUUUGGGCAUAAUAAAGCGAUUCUUUACAGUUAUAGUUCCCCUUGACAAAUCGUUUGAGAGUUUAUCUAGUGAUACAACAUGGCAGGGCAGUCUAAUCUUCCUUUCAAAUUUUUGGCUGAGAGUGAUUGAUGAUAUGCAGGAACUUGUGAACCAUGAACAUCCAGAAGAAAAAUGUAAUGUAGAGGGUUUCAUGUGUUGUCUUAAGAUUUUCACAAGGCUGGUUGUAGAGGGGCGAGUCUCUUCAAAUAAGGCUUGGAAAACUCUUAUUAACUACAUUAACUAUGGCCUUGGAGGUGCAUUUGCUGUCGAUAUUUUUCUUUUCUGCAGAGCAAUGAUUUUUUCUGGGUGUGGCUUUGGAGCCAUUGAGGAGGUAUAUUCUGAAGCAGUUUCAAAAUUUCAAAAUGACUCAAGAUCAGUUGCGAAUACUGAUAUCCAUUUUGAGAGAAUUCAGGACCUUUCUCAUCUUUAUUCAAGUAUAUUGGAAACCAUUCUACAGGAGUUUGCUGCUGGAUCUCUUGAACACCAGAAUUUACAUCAGUUGAUAUCAUCUUUGAGGACAGUAGAUGGUAACUCAGAGAAUCUGAAUGGGGUCAGGCAUGCUGUUUGGGGGAGAAUGAUCGAGUUCUCUGAUAACUUGAUGCUACCGAGUCAUGUUCGUGUUUAUGCUCUGGAGCUUAUGCAAUUUAUAACGGCUUCAGAUAGAAACAUAAAGGGAUUUUCUGCUGAGCUGCAAUCAAAUGUGUUACCCUGGGAAGGAUGGGAUGAUUUGAGGAGAACAAACAGUGAGACUGUUGCCAACCCUGAUGUGGCAGCACAAUCAGAUGCAUCUAGCCGGUUGACAAACACUUUGGUUGCACUUAGAUCGUCACAGCUCGUUCGAGCCAUCUCACCGAGAAUAGAAAUCAGCCCCGAAGAUCUCUUAACUGUGGAUUCAGCGGUUUCUUGCUUCCUAAGAUUAUGUGAAGUUGCUACUUCUGAACCCCAGAUUGACGCCUUGCUGGCCAUAUUAAGAGAGUGGGAGGGGCUCUUCACCAUGACGAAAGAUGAGCAAGCAGGUUCUGAUGAAACAGCUGAUGCUGCAAAUGAUUGGGGAAAUGAUGAUUGGGAUGAGGGAUGGGAAAGCUUUCAGGAAGAACCUGUCGUUGCUAAUGAAACCAAGAAUGAUGACUCUCUUUCUGUCCAUCCUUUACAUGCUUGUUGGCUGGAGAUCUUCGAAAAACUGGUAGCCAUGUCCCGAGUGGAAGACUUACUAAACCUGGUUGAUCGAUCCAUAGUAAAAUCUGAUGGAGUGUUGCUUGAUCAACAAGGCGCGAGUAGCCUAAGCCAAACCUUACUCGGAAUAGAUUGCUUUCUAGCUCUGAAGGUGGCGCUGUCAUUCCCUUACGAAGCAAUUCAGCUGCAGUGCUUGGAUGCAGUCGAGGACAAGCUGAAGCAAGGAGGGGUAUCGGACACAACCAGCAAGGACCAUGUGUUCUUGAUUCUUGUUCUAUCAUCCGGGCUCAUAUCGACGAUCAUUUCUGGGCCAUCCUAUGGUACAACUUUCUCCUUUCUCUGCUACAUGGUUGGAAAUUUCUCUCGCCAGUGUCAGGAAGCUCGAUUAUCAAGCUCCAGACGCGGUGGGAGAAAUGAGCACGACAACCGUGCGACCGACUUCUUAAAUCUUUUCGGGAGAAUCCUCUUCCCGUGUUUCGUGUCAGAGCUUGUGAAGGCAGAGCAGCAGAUUCUAGCAGGAUUUCUGGUCACAAAAUUCAUGCACAAUAAUGCUGCUCUCAGCUUGAUCAACACUGCAGAGGCCAGCCUCCGAAGGUAUUUAGAAAGACAGCUUCAAGUAUUACGAGAUGACGAGCCUUUGGGCUUCGGGGAACCAUUGGCAAAUAUUAUAAAGGGGUUGAGAGGCGGAGCAGAAAACCUGGUGCAAUCUGCUUUGUCUUGUCUUCACUCGGGACCAGUUUGAGAUGGUCACAACGCAAUGCUUUGUGUAUUCUGUAGAAUGAAAUUUGCUCUUAAGAGGUUGUUUUGUAAAGAAUUCAUUGCAAAGAGGGAUAGAAGAAUAUUUUGUUUUGCUCGUCGUAAAGAGAUUUUGGGUAAAUUUCAGUUAGAUGUUGUAUGCUUUUAGUAUUUAUGGUUUAUUUUUUUUAUUUUUCUAAGAACCCUCCCCUCUUUACAAGUUCAA